UGUUGUAAACAAACCCCUUUCAAUCGUAGCAGUUUCAGCGCUGAUAGAAGUUCUGGUGUACUUUACAUUCGAUCGGCAUCAUGUCGGAUAAGAAGCCAGCGGCAUCCGGCAAUUCGGCUGGUGGUGGUGGUGGUGGAGGAAGUGGUGGCGGUGGCGGCGGAGGUGACAAUAAAGAAAAGCGACGAAAGGAAUCCAUCCUCGAUCUGAGCAAAUAUCUGGAGAAGACGAUACGGGUCAAGUUUGCCGGUGGACGGGAAGCGGCCGGCGUGCUGAAGGGUUACGAUCCGCUGCUGAACCUGGUGCUGGACAAUACGAUAGAGUUUUUGCGCGAUCCGGACGAUUACAAGCUGGCGGACGAUACGCGGCACCUGGGGCUGGUGGUGUGCCGGGGCACGUCGGUGGUGUUGAUCUGUCCGCAGGAUGGCAUGGAAUCGAUACAGAACCCCUUCAUCGCCCAGGAAGGCUAGUGCGGGGAGUGUGAGGAAGCAGUGCAGGUACGGUGGGUGGUGUGUAUGGAGAGAGAGAGAGAGAGAGAGAGAGAGGCGGCUGCCACACGCUGCACUUAACUGGCUACCAUUUCCUUCCGGUGGUAAACGAAAGCUCUGGAUCGCCGGAAGGUUUCAUCAUUUCUUAUCGUUCUUUUCAUCCAACAAACUGUUUUUUGGUUACUAGCCAAAGCAUUUGUUACAGAAAACUCCAUUCAUCCGUUAUGUUACAUCUUUCGUUAAACUUUUCUUUAUACACCAUUCCGUUAUUAUUCAUACAUUCACAUUUUCUCCAUUUUUUGUAGUCCCAAUCACGAAAUUCUUAACCGAAAUGGUCCAGGUUGUAGGAACAAGGAACUGCCGAAGGAAAUGUAGUGGAAAAGGGGUGAACGAGACGAACGCAAAAUCUUAACUAGUUUCUGGAAGAGAGAUCGGUAAAUCGAUCAAUUUAUUAACUUAUGCUUAAGUAACUUACUCCUAACACUUCUACCAGAACUCGAGUGUGGCAAACGACUAUCCACACUGGCCCCGUCUGGGCUUUGAUAUUGUCGUUCGUCGCAGACACAUACACACACACUCCCACGGUGGUGCCUUUUUCCCGCGGUCACGGGCCAAAGCUC
This is a messenger RNA of Anopheles merus, 1105 nucleotides long. RefSeq names its product U6 snRNA-associated Sm-like protein LSm7 (gene LSm7). The transcript is spliced from 2 exons. Gene Ontology annotation, molecular function: RNA binding. The coding region runs from base 81 to 467 and encodes 128 amino acids. Gene Ontology annotation, cellular component: spliceosomal tri-snRNP complex; U6 snRNP; catalytic step 2 spliceosome. Gene Ontology annotation, biological process: nuclear-transcribed mRNA catabolic process; mRNA splicing, via spliceosome. NCBI's taxonomy places the organism in Eukaryota, Metazoa, Arthropoda, Insecta, Diptera, Culicidae. The record is from RefSeq and is a predicted model, not a curated record.